AUGGUAUCUUCACAUAUAGAAGUACCAGUGUUUUAUCCAACCUAUGACGAAUUUAAAGAUUUUUCAGCUUUUAUUUCAUCGAUUGAAGCACGUCAUGCACAUAAAAUUGGUUUAGCAAAAAUUGUUCCACCAAAAGAAUGGAUUGCAUGUAAAACGGGUUAUAAACAAAAACGAAUCGAUGAAAAAGUGGUAGAAAAUCCAAUAAAACAAGAAGUACAUGGAAAAGAUGGAGUCUAUUCUGUAUUUAAUAUUCAACAACCAUCCAUUAAAUUAAGUUCAUUUCAAAAAUUAUCAGCAUCAAAUCGAUAUGCAGCACCCAAAGCAAUAUCAAAUGAUUUAGAAAAAUUAGAAAAAAAAUAUUGGCAAAGUUUAACAUCGAAUGCACCUAUAUAUGGAGCUGAUGUAAGUGGUUCGUUCACGGAUGAAAAUCAAACAAUUUGGAAUGUUAGAAAUUUGGGAACAAUUCUUGAUGAUCUUGUUAGUGAAUCGGGAACGAAAAUUCAAGGUGUUAAUACACCUUAUUUAUAUUUUGGUAUGUGGAAAGCAAGUUUUGCUUGGCAUACUGAAGAUAUGGAUCUCUAUUCAAUUAAUUAUCUUCAUUUUGGAGCACCAAAACAAUGGUAUGUUAUUCCACCAUCACAUGGUAGAAAAUUUGAACAAUAUGCUUCAUCUCGUUUUGCUUCAUUGGCACGUCGAUGUCCGGCAUUUCUUCGACAUAAAAUGACAAUUAUUUCACCAGCAUUAUUAACAAAAGAAUCCAUACCAUAUGGUAAAAUGACACAAUAUGAAAAUGAAUUUAUGAUAACAUUUCCUUAUGGUUAUCAUGCGGGAUUUAAUUAUGGUUUUAAUUGUGCUGAAUCAACGAAUUUUGCUCUAGAACGUUGGAUUGAAUAUGGUAAACAUUCAACAAAAUGUACAUGUCGAGAUGAUAUGGUUAAAAUAAGUAUGGAUCAAUUUGUAUAUAAAUAUCAACCGGAAUGUUAUGAAGAUUGGUGUCGUGGGGUUAAUUUAACACCACACCCUGAAGAUAUACAAUUGUCAAAAAUAAAUAAACCUGUUUUAAGCAAUUCAUUGAUAAAAAAACGAUUAUUAACUAAUCAAAAUUCAAAUAAAAGUGAUUUGGAAUCUUCGCCAACUACGAACGAUCAAAUUCAAUAUUAUCAUCAUGAACAUAUAGCAGAUGAACGAUAUGCUUGUAUAUUUCGUAAUUUAGCUAAAUUUGAUAAACAGAAACAUUUAAAAACUUAUCAAUGUACAAUUCCACUUAUUCGAGCUGCACUUUAUCGAGCACAAUUUAAAAUGAAUAAAAAUCAGAAGAAAAAUUCUACUAAAUUAUUAUGUUUAACAGCUGCUGUAAUAACGAAACUUUCUUUUUCUUAUUCUUCUGCUUAUUCACCAAUAUAUUUUAACGGUUUGAAACAAUCAGGUAAAUAUCGAGAAAAUAUUCUUAAUGGUCUUUGGAAUUAUCAAUUGUUAAAUCAUAAAUCUGAACAAGUAUAUAAUCGAUGGUUAUGUAAUCAAUCAUCACCAUCUUGUUCAAUUUGUUAUUUUUUUAAUAUUAAUAAGAAUAAUCGAAAAGAUUCAUUAUUAUUUCGUUCUUUAUUAAUGUCAGAAACAUUUUAUACCAAUUAUGAAAAUAAUUCUAAUGAAUUACUUCAAUGUUCAAUGUGUAAUAUAAGUGUACAUCG
Messenger RNA from Adineta steineri, 1688 nucleotides. The record is from the annotation of a GenBank genome assembly. NCBI's taxonomy places the organism in Eukaryota, Metazoa, Rotifera, Eurotatoria, Adinetida, Adinetidae.